This is a messenger RNA of Micromonas commoda, 1326 nucleotides long. Its product is annotated as D-erythro-sphingosine kinase. Lineage: Eukaryota; Viridiplantae; Chlorophyta; Mamiellophyceae; Mamiellales; Mamiellaceae. The transcript is spliced from 3 exons. Gene Ontology annotation, molecular function: kinase activity. The record is from RefSeq and is a predicted model, not a curated record. Gene Ontology annotation, cellular component: cytoplasm; membrane; intracellular membrane-bounded organelle. Gene Ontology annotation, biological process: sphingosine biosynthetic process. The coding region runs from base 1 to 1326 and encodes 441 amino acids.
AUGCCCCACGGCAACCUCUGGGGCUGGGGAGAGACGGGCCGCCGCGACUCCGUCUCAGGGGCGGUCGCCGCCGACGCCGCACCCGAGCCGUCCAAGGCGGGCAGGCUCCUGGUGCUGGUGAACCCGGCCGCGGGGAAAGGAAGGGGCGUCGCCGCCUACGAGCGGGACGUCGCGCCCGUGCUGGCGGCGUUGAGCGGAUGCGGCGUCGUCGUCGAGAUGCGCGUCACCGCGCUGCGAGGCGAGGCGAUGAAGAUCGCGAACGCCCUCGACCUCGACGCGUACAGGGCGGUGGUGUGCGUGGGGGGAGACGGCACACUCGCGGAGGUGUUCAACGGCCUCAUGACUCGCCCGGACGCCGCACGAGCGCAGUCCUUCCCCGUCGGCGUCGUCCCCGCGGGGUCCGGUAACGCGGUGGCCAAAUCCCUCACGCACCGAGUCGCGCAGCCGUGCGACAAUUGCACAGCCGCGCUCGCAAUCGCGCGAGGGCACCUCGUCUCGCUCGAUCGCGCCGAGAGCGAGAGGCUGCCCAUCGCGAUGCACGCGCUGCUGUCGCUGUCUUGGGGUUUUUUUUCAGACGUGGACAUCGAGAGCGAGCGGUGGAGGUUUCUCGGCGGCGCUCGGUUCACGGUGGGCGCCAUCGUCCGCGUGCUCUUCAUGCGACGGUACGACGCGAGGAUUCGGUUCAGGCCGCUCGGCGCCGAGGACGCCGCCGACGCCGCGUUUUUCCUCGAAGACGGAUCCAGCGACGAUGAAGAAGAUGAUGGCGCGUUUUACAACAAGUUCGACAUCAGCCGGAGUCGAAAGCGAAAAGGGUCGACGCCGGGAUGGCGCGAAAUCGCGGGCGACGACGUGCAAGGCGUGUGGGCUCUCAACCUGCCGUGGGCCGCGGAGGACAUGUUCGCCGCCCCCGCCGCGCAGUGCUCCGACGGCGCCUUCGACCUGCUCGUGUUCAAGGGCCACUCGCGUCUGUCCCUGCUGCUCAACCUGCUCAAGCUCGACGCCGGGAGGCACGUGCCGCAUUCACGGGUCACCUACGUCAAGGCGUCCGAGUUGGAAGUCGUCCCCGGCGCGUCGUCCACGGGACAGGGCGGAUACAUCGCGGUGGACGGGGAGCUGGUGGCGCGCGCGAGAGAGGUGAACGCGGGCGGGGCGGGCGGCGGCGGCGGCGGCGGCGGGGGUGGGGGCGGGGGGGGAACUUCGGCGGUGCGCAUGGUGACCGAGGUUGACCGGAACUGGCGAGUGCCUUACGGGCCGAUGAGCCUUCGGGUGGUGCGGGGCAGCGCGAGGGUGUUUGGGUCUUCGCGCGGUGGCGGCGAGGAGGUUUAA